Plutella xylostella (diamondback moth) is the source of this 4218-nucleotide messenger RNA. RefSeq names its product ankyrin repeat domain-containing protein 13D. Gene Ontology annotation, molecular function: protein binding. The record is from RefSeq and is a predicted model, not a curated record. NCBI's taxonomy places the organism in Eukaryota, Metazoa, Arthropoda, Insecta, Lepidoptera, Plutellidae. Gene Ontology annotation, cellular component: cytoplasm.
AUAACGUUUGAUUGGGUUUGGUUGCUUGUGGUUGGUGUUUUAUUUCGGUUUUCGCUGAAUUUUGCUGUGUUUGGACUACAAAUAUAAAUUUCUGCGUUCUCAAAAACAUUAAUUGCAUCUUUUGAUGCGCAGUAAAUUAUAGUUUUGGGGUGCUUCUAGGAAAACGAAUACUACGAUAACGUUUUAAAGUAAAUGAAUUGAUGACCAUGUCGAUGUCAACAGAGGAAAUCGAAAACCGCUAUCCAAUCCACUGGUUAGUGUGGAAUAACCGGCAUGAGGAAUUAAAGAAGGCUCUGGACUCUAAGAAGUUCAUGACAGAAGAGUUAGAAUCGAAGGAUCCCCGGGGCCGCACUCCUCUGCUGUUGGCGGUCACCCUGGCCCAUGUGGAGUGUGUGAAGGCGCUGGUGGAGGCCGGCGCUGAUGUCAACUGCGAGAAGGACGGCUGGACAGCGGUGCAAGAAGCGACGGCGACCGGUGACGCGGAGUUACUCUCACUAGUGCUGGGGCGCCGCGACUUCCAGCGACAUGUGCUGCGCUCGGGCGGCGUGCCCGAGCUGCUGCAGCGCCUGAGUCUGGCGCCCGACUUCUAUGUGGAGAUGAAGUGGGAGUUCACUAGCUGGGUGAUGGGACACGUCCUGCGGUCGGGCGGCGUGCCCGAGCUGCUGCAGCGCCUGAGUCUAGCGCCCGACUUCUAUGUGGAGAUGAAGUGGGAGUUCACUAGUUGGGUGCCGCUCGUCUCCCGCAUGUGUCCGUUCGACACGUACAAGGUGUACAAGCGCGGCGCCAACGUGCGCGUCGACACCACGCUCGUCGGCUUCGAGAACAAUCGCUGGCAGCGAGGAGAUAGGACUUAUAUCUUUACUGGACAAGGCAACGCAGCCAGUCUGAUCGAGCUGGACCACGAGCGCAACACAGUGUGGUGUUCCCACCUCGACGCGGCGGCCGAGGCGGCCUGGCCCGCGCCCUCCGCGCACAGCGUGCAACAGCGACUGGCGCAGCCCAUCGCCAUUAAUUAUCUGGACACGGACAAGAUCAGCUUCGAGAGAAACAAAUGCGGCAUCUGGGGCUGGCGGCAAGACAAGACCGAGCUAGUAAACGGGUUCAGCUGCGUGGUGUGGGGCGCGCACAACGUGGAGCUGGUGUCGGCGACCAGACGGGAGCACCUGGCGUCCCCCGCGUCCCCCGCGCCCCCCGCGGCCCCCGCCCCCGGCCCCCGCGCGCCCCUGCAGCCGCUGCUCGCGCUUACUAACUCCGAGCCAGAAGAAGUGGAGUGUCCUGCCCCUGCGCCCGCGCCGUCGCGGCCGUUGACAGCCGAAGAAUACUUCUCGGAACAGCCGCCAGAGGGCGACAUCGGGCGGCCGAGGCAUUUAGCCACCAAAGUACAGAAGUUCAAGGCUACGCUGUGGCUUUGUGAGGAUUAUCCGUUGCAGCUUCAAGAGCAAAUAAUGCCCAUCCUCGAUCUAAUGGCUUCCAUGUCGUCUCCGCACUUCGCCAAGUUAAAAGACUUUAUACAAAUGCAGCUGCCAGCUGGCUUUCCAGUUAAAAUAGAAAUCCCACUAUUCCACGUUCUGAACGCACGCAUCACGUUCGGAAACAUCUUCGGAACGGAAACUCCGGUGCCGCACGUACAAAGCAUUGAAGAGGGAGACAGGAUAUCGGCCGUCAUAGACGACGCUUGCUUCGCGAUACCACCCGGUUACAAAGACGCGACGGCCCUGGAUGAUAGACACUGCGGGUUGGACGAUGAAGAGGGUCUACUGCAGUACGCGAUACAACAGAGCUUGAUGGAGAGCGGCACACAGGAUGACCAGGUGGACGUAUGGGAGGCGCUACGCGGCGCGCGGCCCGUCACCCCCUCGCCCCGCUCCGCCUCGCCCAACCUCCUCAACUCGGAGGAGAGACAGCUGCAGAGAGCAAUCGAGGCGUCUCUCGCUUCGCUAUCAGUCGGGCCGCAGCAAGCCGCGCCCGCACCGCCACCAAUCGAAGACGACUUGCAAGCGGCGCUGGCACUAUCCGCCCAAGAACAUUCUAGACUCGAGAGCGAACUCAUGGAGGAACAGAGAGCCUUGGACGAGGCCAUCCGGUUGUCUCUGCUCGAUAAGUAGCUGAUCGCCUCUGCACUUACCCAGCGUCCAAUUGAAGACUUUAAUGCCUAAACGUAUGUUUUAUAAAUAGUAGGUAAAAUUCUACACAUUAAUGAUGUAGGCAAUAUAUUUAUUUAAUCUGCACUCCAGUGUAUGCCCGAGAGAUUUUAUUCGUUUGUUUUACAAGAAGGAAUCUUAUGUUGAAGGAGACAAGAUAGAUUGAUGUAAUUAUUUACCAUGUAAAAUCCCGGUAUAAUACUAUUAAAUGUUUUUUUAAAGUUGCAUAAAACCAGGAUUUCAAAACAUAAUGUAAAGCUCCGUACAUUUACUUUUUUUUAUAUACUGUAUUUGUAUUCCUUAUUUAUUUACAGGUUAGAAUAUAUUUAUUAUAGUAAUUAAAGCUAGAUAAGAUAUCUAGACUAAUUCGAAGUUGAUAUAAAUAUCUGUCGAUGGAAGGCAGUUAUGGUGGUAAUUUUUUUAUAAUAUUGAUACUUACUGGAAAAGCAAUAAAAUAAAUUAAUUUAACCUAAGAUCUUAUAUCCUGUGCAAUAACCUACAUUUUAAGUAUUCUGACUAUUCAUUACUUGACAUAAUAUUUGAUUAAUUCACUGUAGAGAUAUUAAAGUAUGAUCUAAAAAAAUUAUAACCAACUAUUUUUUCCAACCAAUCUGGUUCAGAAAUGUAAACAAAAGAUUUAUAAAAAAGUAUUACAUCUAAAUGGUCUCGCUGUAAUUAAGUACUUUGUAAAUGCAAAAUUGUUUAUUUAAUUGAUCUAAGGGACUUAAAUUAUGAUCUCUUACCUGUAUUCCUAAUACAUAGUAGUUUUGUUUAUAUUUUAUAUGGGACUAAAUAUUUAUAGUCCUUCUUACUAAAUUAGGCAGUACCACUAUCAUUUUACAAUUAGUGUUUUCUGAAUCUAUCCUAGUUAUACUAGUUUGUAUGUAUGUAAUGCAUGCAUUUUUAUUUGUUUAAAGCACUGUUGUCAAAUGAUAGGGACUACGAAUAUUUAGCAUACUUACCAAAAUCACAAUAUAACAUAGUAAUUCUUCACACUAAUUGCAGUCAGCGUAUAGAAAUAGCUUAGCGCUGGUUUUUAAUCUGUGAUUUAUUGAUACUUUUGAUGCAAAAGUCAACUUUAUGCUUUAGGUAAUAAGGUUACCAUGAACCGUGAUACGUACGAUACGUAGUCUAAGAAACAUAACGACGCUAGACAAACAAAAAUACCUAAGCGACAUAUUUUUUUUCAUAAAGAUUUAUAUAGCUUGCCCAACGCGGAAAUAUUUCCAGCAAUGCAGGUAAUUUAUUGUCUAAAAAAUUAUGUUUAGUUAUUUUAGUCUUUCUAGCGUCGAUAGUUUCAUAAAAUGAUUAAUGGUACCCGUGAUUCACCGGAAAACUUUUAAUAGCCUUCCGUUUUUAGCCGUCGGGCAAGUGUAACAAUUUAUUUUAAAAUAUGGACGAUAUUCAAAUGUCUCCUAUACUUAUCGAUUAGGUACUUUCAUAAAGUUGAUGUUUGCAUCUCAGGUCUAAGAAUGAAGGUUACCCGCUAGGUAUCCUUAGGGUACGUUCCGAUUAGGGCCACAUACAACUGUUAUAUGCAGGGGCACAUUUAAUCAGUGAAAGACAAGGCUUUUAAAAUAUAAUCCGAUAAACGGCAUUUUUUUCCAAAACUAAAUGUGAAAUUGGGAAUUGGAUCGAUCACUGAUUAAGUUCUACCCUGAGACGUUGUUUAAUUUAAUUGGAGAACAUUGCUUAAUUUGAAUGUGUUGUAAUGUGAAUUUAAUCGGAACAUACCCUUACGCCUGCCUUGAGCUCGACCAAAAAACAGUAGAUGGAUUAAUUUACCAAGCAAUAAUGUAUUACAUUAUGAAAUAUCAAAAAAAUAUGUACAAUCCCAACUAAAUCGAGGUUUCAUAACUUAUCCAAUUAGGUAAUUGAGUAGCAUUUCUAUUCAGCAAUUGAUUAUAGUCACAUGUCGCCUUAAAUUAUGUUUUUGGUCGAGCUUUUCUUCUAACUCUAAAGUAGGUUUAUUUUAUGUUACAAAAUAAGGGACAUUGUACAAGCAUGCAUUGAUGAAAUAAGCGUGUAUUUAAUGAUUAUAUUUCUGUAUAUUGAUAAAAAUAUUACCAAAAGUUUU